AAUGAAAAUAGCUAUCGACUUAAAAGAUGUCUCGGCAAUAAUUUUAUUUUCUAAUUUCAUAUUCAUUUUAUAAACUCUUUGAUUUAAAAUUUUUGAACUACCUCGAAUUUUGAAAAUUUGGAAAUCGAAUUUUUCCAGAAAUCGAAUCGUCACACCUUGUAUCAAGUUCCCCCUCUCCCUGUUACAAAUGUCAUUCCUCUUUAACAUACCUUUUACAAAUUGGUUCCUCAGAACUCAGAACUCUGAGUUCCCCAAAUCCUUCAUCUCAUUGUGUGUGUGUCUUUUCCCAGUUGUUUUCCCUCUCUUUUCUUUUAUUUUUCCCAAUCCAUACACGCCCUCAUUGUUAUUCAAUUAAACCUGGGUUCUCAUUCUCAAUUCUGCCAUAUUAGACCUACACUUUUUUAAAAAAAUUUCGUUCGAUUUUGCUAGCUUUUCUCCUCUCUUUACUAGAUAAUUUCUAUCUGGGUUCUUAAUUGUCUCCCUAUUUCUGAUCUUUUUCUUGAUCCAAACAAAAAGCAUAAAACCUCAAAUUCUCAUGCUUUAAUUCUGAUAGAGCAUACAAGUUUCUUUUUCUUUUUUUUUUUUUUACAUGGGUGUUUCGUUUAAGGUUUCAAAAACCGGUACUAGGUUCAAGCCGAAGCCUUGUCUUCAAUUGGAGGCUUCGGUUGAUGUUGUCCCUGACAAUUCUGAAAAGAGCUCAUGGCCUAGAAAGCUCCAGGGUAAUGUCAUUGAAGGCGUUGAGCAUGUUCCUGAGGUGUCUCAACCAUUUGUUUCUGAUGAAGUGCUUUGUGUUCCUAAAGACCAUGAAAUUUCAUUCACCUUGAAUCUUUAUCCAGAUGGAUAUUGUAUUGGAAAACCACCAGAGGAUGCUUUGAAUCAGGCUACUCUUCAGGGUGCUCCAAAGUUGCAUCCAUAUGAUAGGUCAUCUGAAACUCUCUUCUUAGCUGUACAACCUUUUAGCAGAGGAUAGAGAUAUUAUGGUCACGAAUCCAGUUACAAGAACCAAGAAAAAGAGGGAGUGGGCAGAAUUAAACUGCAAAUUUUGGAGAGGGCCGAAACAAAUAUUUUUACCACUUAUUGACUAAAAAUUUAUCAAAAAUUAAAGGCCUACAACCCCUUUGAUGCUGAUCUUGGACAGCUUUCAUUACUUGAAUCAGCUUUCCUCACCAAUUAGUGAUUACUGAGAGUAAAAACAAUGUUGGCGCGUACUCACGACCCUCUCGAUUAUGUAACACUCGUAUUCAUUAAGGAAGUACCUGGUAGUAGGAACAUCUCUCGUUUAAACAGAUGCAACAAAUAAUCAGUUAAAACAAGUUCGUGCGAACUCGAGAAAAAAUACCUAGAGAUUUAGAGAGAACUCGUGUUGCAUGGAACUUAAAAAAUCCAUGGGUGACAACUGGGCGACACCAAAUCAUGACCAACCCAUGGAAAAGUUAUUAUUACAAGGUCCUUGUUAUGUAUUUUUUUUUUUUUACAUAUCUGUUCAAAAUACGAAUAUUCUAAGAGAAAAAGAAAAAGGAAAAAAAAAUAUUUGAAUGGGUGCAUUCGUUCUCUUUGGCGGCC
Gossypium arboreum is the source of this 1563-nucleotide messenger RNA. Its product is annotated as protein PHYTOCHROME-DEPENDENT LATE-FLOWERING-like. Gene Ontology annotation, cellular component: SAGA complex. The transcript has 5 exons. Gene Ontology annotation, biological process: regulation of transcription by RNA polymerase II. The record is from RefSeq and is a predicted model, not a curated record. Gene Ontology annotation, molecular function: transcription coregulator activity. Lineage: Eukaryota; Viridiplantae; Streptophyta; Magnoliopsida; Malvales; Malvaceae. Bases 590 to 970 code for a protein of 126 amino acids.